Molecule: messenger RNA, 861 nt
Organism: Ogataea polymorpha
Lineage: Eukaryota; Fungi; Ascomycota; Pichiomycetes; Pichiales; Pichiaceae
Exons: 1
Coding region: 1-861 (286 amino acids)
Source: RefSeq, a predicted model, not a curated record
AUGAAUACAGACGUGGAGUUUUGGGAAUUCCGCAAGCUGCAUGACAAAAACGACACCCUGCUGGACAAAGUCGAAAAACAGUGUUUUCGAUACGCCCUGCCCAAUUUGCCGCUGUGGGGGCCCCUGGCGCCCGCGCACGACUGCACAACGCUGCGCGCGCUCAUGGGCUUUGCCCAGUCCUACGUCGGCGCCGCGCUGAUUAUGCGCAUCCCCCGGCUCAGAGGCCUGCCUGCUUUCCGUCGCUACUCGUCCUCGCUCGCCCGCAUAGUGCUCGGGUCCGCCUUCUUUCUGGGCGGCUCGCACGAGCUCAGCUAUGCGUGGAGGCCAUACGAAAACCCGCUUUAUGUGGAAACCUGUCUUGCAAGAGACAAGGCCAUGCAGGAUGGCGAGGAGAGCACGUACUGGCUGGGCCCGAAAAACUACAUGCCCAUGACCAUCUCGCAAUACGUGGACCUGCUCUGGAUGCAGUAUCUGACGCGUGCUGACGUCGAGAAGGUGAUGCGGUCCAAAAUCAUGGCCAAGUUCAACCAGUAUCACGAGAAAUAUGCCGAGUCGCUCAGAGACACGGCCACGCUGGGCUCGCGUGUGCAGCGGGUGAUCGACCAGCCGGCACCUAAACACGCCAUCAGCAAGGAGGAGGUCAGCUCGAUCAUUGGUGCGUUCCACACGGACGAGGACCUCACGGACCCAGACGUGGUGGAAAAAUUCUGGUUCGAAAACCACCCCUGGAUCAAGCUUCAGGUGCUCACCAAUACCAUGUACCUGGCGUCGAACAUUCCGCGCGUGGCGCGGCCGGCCGAACAGCCAGAACAGCCCGAUGGAUCAAAAGACGCAAAACUACUCUCUGAAAAUAACGAAUAA